Procambarus clarkii (red swamp crayfish) is the source of this 1690-nucleotide messenger RNA. RefSeq names its product 26S proteasome regulatory subunit 6B. Gene Ontology annotation, molecular function: ATP hydrolysis activity; ATP binding; proteasome-activating activity. NCBI's taxonomy places the organism in Eukaryota, Metazoa, Arthropoda, Malacostraca, Decapoda, Cambaridae. Gene Ontology annotation, cellular component: proteasome regulatory particle, base subcomplex. The record is from RefSeq and is a predicted model, not a curated record. Gene Ontology annotation, biological process: proteasome-mediated ubiquitin-dependent protein catabolic process.
AAUAUAGAAGGUCGAAGAACUGACACAGAAUUCGAGGGAAUCCGGCUGACGAACGCCAGGCGGGAGUUCACGGUGGAAGUCGAGGGUCGGCGCGGGCAGCUCCAGGUGACACACAAACAUGGAAGAAAUAGGGAUAACUGUCGCCACUGAAAAGGUGGAGGAAACGGUUGAUGUGAAAGGCCCCGUAGUCGGUGGAUUUACGGUUGUGAAUGAGGAAUCCACCCGAGAUGAUUACAACACAUACAAGCGUCUUUUACAGAACUUAGAGUACCUCCGUGUUCAGGAAGACUACAUUAAAGAUGAACUACAUAAUCUGAAGAAGGAAUACAGACAUGCUCAAGAAGAGGUUAAGAGAAUUCAGAGUGUACCAUUAGUGAUUGGACAAUUUCUAGAGGCAGUUGAUCAAAACACCGGUAUUGUUGGUUCAACCACAGGUUCCAAUUAUUAUGUACGAAUCUUAUCAACAAUUGAUAGAGAAUUACUAAAGCCAUCAGCAUCUGUAGCAUUGCACAAGCACAGUAAUGCUCUUGUUGAUGUUUUACCCCCAGAAGCAGACUCCUCUAUAUCCAUGCUACAAGCAGAUGAGAAACCAGAUGUUGCUUACUCAGACAUUGGAGGUUUGGAUAUGCAGAAGCAGGAGAUCAAAGAAGCUGUAGAGCUCCCCCUCACUCAUUUUGAUUUGUAUAAACAAAUUGGUAUUGACCCUCCCAGGGGUGUAUUGAUGUUUGGGCCUCCUGGAUGUGGUAAGACCAUGCUUGCCAAAGCUGUUGCACACCACACUACAGCAUCAUUCAUUCGUGUGGUAGGGUCAGAAUUUGUUCAGAAAUAUUUGGGUGAAGGACCACGAAUGGUGAGGGAUGUAUUCAGAUUGGCUCGAGAAAAUGCUCCAGCAAUUAUCUUCAUUGAUGAAAUUGAUGCUAUUGCUACAAAGAGAUUUGAUGCACAAACGGGCGCUGAUCGUGAAGUACAGCGAAUCUUGCUCGAGUUACUCAACCAGAUGGAUGGUUUUGAUCAGACUACCAAUGUCAAGGUGAUUAUGGCAACCAACCGUGCAGAUACGUUGGAUCCUGCUCUGUUACGUCCUGGUCGGCUAGAUCGAAAGAUUGAAUUUCCAUUACCAGAUCGACGACAAAAGCGUUUAAUUUUCACAACCAUUACUGGAAGAAUGAAUUUAAGUGAUGACCUUGAUCUAGAAGACUAUGUGGCUCGUCCUGAUCGUAUAUCAGGAGCUGAUAUCAACGCCAUUUGUCAAGAGGCUGGUAUGCAUGCUGUCCGAGAGAACAGAUAUAUUGUCUUGGCAAAAGACUUCGAGAAGGCCUACAAGAACAAUGUGAAGAAAGAUGAGUCUGAUCACGAGUUUUACAAGUAAAAUUUAUACUGGUAGGCUGUUAUAUAAUAAAAAGUGACAAAACUAGUGGUUCAAAUGCAGUGUAAUGGUUUCAUUAAACUUGUCCCAGUUAAGGAAUGGAAUGCAAAUAUUAUUUAAUUUUUGAAGUCAUAACUAGGUGUCGUCACUUAAUACUUUAUUGGUCAGUGGAUAGAUUAAACAUGUAUGGUGAUGAAACUCAUUAUACUGCCAUUUUUUAAUAAAGCUAAAUGUAACUUCUCCUAAUCUCUGUCUCGCUGUCAUCAGAUGUGUACCGUAUGUAGAAUUACUGGUUUGCAGUUUAUAAUAAAGUAUAUAAUUUAU